Pipistrellus kuhlii (Kuhl's pipistrelle) is the source of this 3350-nucleotide messenger RNA. Its product is annotated as UDP-glucuronosyltransferase 2A1. NCBI's taxonomy places the organism in Eukaryota, Metazoa, Chordata, Mammalia, Chiroptera, Vespertilionidae. The transcript has 8 exons. Bases 16 to 2307 code for a protein of 763 amino acids. The record is from RefSeq and is a predicted model, not a curated record. Gene Ontology annotation, molecular function: UDP-glycosyltransferase activity.
UCUGACUAGCUGACUAUGAAAAUCAACCCUAAUCACACUAAAAAUUUGUCUGCAUCACAUUUCAUCAAAUUUUCUAUGUCAAGCCACAUCAUGUUAGAAAAAUCCAUUCUGCUGUUGUCUCUUCAGAUAAGUCUCCUGGGAAUCACUCUUGGUGGGAAUGUUCUGAUUUGGCCAGUGGACGGUAGUCACUGGCUAAAUAUUAAGAUAAUUAUAGAUGAGCUGAUCAACAAACAGCAUAAUGUGACUGUCCUAGUUUCUUCUGGUGCAUUUCACAUCAAGCCCAUCUCUAACCCAUACUUGACAUAUGAAAGAUAUAAGGUGCCCUUUGAGGAUGAAAAAUUGCAAGAAGUGGUCAGGAAUUUAAUUUUGGCAUGGAUGAAAAAUAAACCAACUCCUUCAACCAUUUGGAGAUUCUAUCAGGAAAUUGACCUACCCAUCAAGGACUUCAAUGUGCUGAAUAGAGAAAUGUGUGAUGGUGUUCUCAAAAACCAAAAGCUGAUGAAAAAGCUGAAGAAAAGCAAAUUUGAGGUCCUGGUAUCAGAUCCAAUAUUUCCUUGUGGUGAUAUAAUAGCUUUAAAACUUGGCAUUCCAUUUAUGUACUCCUUGAAGUAUUAUCCAGCAUCGACAGUGGAAAAACAUUGUGGGAAGACACCAUAUCCUCCUUCCUAUGUUCCUGCUGUUUUAUCAGAACUCACCGAUCAGAUGUCUUUUACUGACAGAAUAAGAAAUUUCAUUUCCUACCAUCUACAGGACUACAUGUUUAAUACUCUUUGGAAAUCGUGGGAUGCCUAUUAUAGUGAAGCUUUGGAUGGUAGCCAUUGGUUAAAUAUUAAGAUCAUUCUAGAAGAGUUAACUCAAAGAAAUCACAGUGUGACCGUACUGGCUUCAACAGCAACUUUAUUCAUCAACUCCAGUCUUGAUUCUCCUAUAAAUUUUGAGGAGAUACCUGUUUCCUUCACAAAGAAUGAUAUAGAUUCCUUAAUUGAACAUAUGGUCAUGCUGUGGACAAACCAUAGACCAACUCCUCUCACACUCUGGACUUUCUACAAGGAACUAGGAAAACUACUAGAUACCUUUUUUCAAAUUAACAUACAAAUUUGUGAUGGAGUAUUAAAUAACCCCAAGUUAAUGUCAAGACUUCAGGAAGGUAGUUUUGAUGUGUUAGUAGCCGACCCAGUAACCAUCUGUGGCGACCUGGUUGCUCUGAAAUUAGGAAUCCCAUUUAUGUACACAUUGAGGUUCUCUCCAGCCUCAACAGUAGAGAGACACUGUGGGAAAAUCCCUGCACCUGCCUCCUAUGUGCCUGCAGCCUUGUCAGAGCUCACCGACCGGAUGACCUUUGGUGAAAGGGUUAAAAAUUCCAUAUCUUAUCCUCUGCAAGACUACAUAUUUCAGUCCUACUGGGGAGAAUGGAAUGUGUAUUACAGCAAAGUUCUAGGAAGACCCACUACGUUAUGUGAAACUAUGGGGAAAGCAGAAAUUUGGCUAUUGAGGACAUAUUGGGAUUUUGAAUUUCCUCGUCCAUACUUACCUAAUUUUGAGUUUGUAGGAGGAUUGCAUUGUAAACCUGCCAAACCCUUGCCUAAGGAAAUUGAAGAAUUUGUCCAAAGUUCAGGUGAACAUGGUAUUGUAGUGUUCUCUCUGGGGUCAAUGGUCAGAAACCUCACGGAAGAAAAAGCCAAUCUCAUUGCCUCAGGCCUUGCUCAGAUUCCACAGAAGGUUUUAUGGAGAUACCAAGGAAAGAAGCCAGACACGUUAGCAGCCAAUACUCGGAUCUAUGACUGGAUUCCCCAGAAUGAUCUUCUUGGUCAUCCCAAAACAAAAGCUUUUAUCACUCAUGGUGGAACAAAUGGGAUCUACGAAAGUAUUUAUCAUGGGGUCCCUAUGGUGGGAGUUCCCAUGUUUGCUGAUCAGCAUGAUAACAUUGCUCACAUGAAGGCCAAAGGAGCGGCUGUGGAGGUGAACAUGCACACAAUGACAAGUGCUGAGUUGCGUGAUGCCUUGAAAACAGUCAUUUAUGAACCUUCUUAUAAAGAGAAUGCUAUGAGGUUAUCAAGAAUUCACCACGAUCAACCUGUAAAACCCUUGGAUCGAGCGGUCUUCUGGAUCGAGUUUGUCAUGCGUCACAAAGGAGCCAAACACCUGCGGCCAGCUGCUCACAACCUCACCUGGUUCCAGUACCACUCUUUGGAUGUGAUUGGGUUCCUGCUGGCCUGUAUGGCAACUGUUAUAUUUUUGGUCACAAAAUGUUGUUUAUUUUCUUGUCGAAAAUUUGGUAGAACAGGAAAGAAGAAAAAGAGGGAGUAAACCAUUCUAAGGGUGGUAAAGGUCUGAAUGGGCAAUGCUGUUCAGUUUAGCCACAAUGACCUUCAUGAAAACAUAUUAUCUCCAUCAUGUCUUCAAAUUGUUCAUUCCUCUACCUUAGCUUACAGAUAAAGCCUAGAAUUUGACAAUACUGUUAUUAGUGAGCAUAUCCUGUUCUUCUUUUGUCUUUUGCCAGAUGACUUUAACCUCUUUCUCUCACUUUCCUAAUAUAGGGACACUAAUAGUUUUAUACAGAAUCUAUACAAAAUAUUAUUUUUAUUUUUCGAACCGAAAUGGUAUGCUGACUAACAAUAUGCUAAAUCCUGGGGAACACACAAAAUGAGAGCUAAAUAUGAUGGAUGUAGGAAACACAGAAUAACAAAAUUCAUUUAUAACAUACAAAUCAGGGAAACAUCAUAGAAGAUUAGUAUAUUAUAAGAAUAGUAUUGAUUUUUUUUCCUGCUUUCCCAAUGUUACUGGAGUCAGAGCAUGAAAUGAUAAUAGCUGGAAUGGCACAGGCACUAAGAUAGUUCUAUGACUUUUCACUGAACACAUGAAUAAUCAUGGCUCAUAUUCCACCUUUAGUCAAUAAGUAUAUUGGGUACCUUCUAGUACAAGGGCCUCAAAAAGAUCAAUUAGUCAUAUUUUCUCAAGGUCAGUAUGUAGCAAUAUAUUAAAGGUAAGCAGAUCACUUUUAGAGGGAAUAACAAUACUAAGUAUGGAUAAUUUAGUAAUUUUAUAAAAUGUUUAAUUAACAGUAUAACUAAUAAAGAAGUCAAAUGUCAAUUUAUUAUAUUUAAAAAUCACUAAUGCUCAUAAUCUACUAGUAUAAUCACUAUAACCAAAGGUUUAAUUUUCUCAACAAAACAAACAUUUACUUGGAAUGUAAGAUCAUUAUAUUAUGUUUUAGUCUCAAUCAUCUGCAAAUUUAAAUUCAUCAAUUAAUUGUUAUGCCAAGAAGAUAUUAGAAGAUCUCAUUGAACAAAAAUGUUAUAGUAGAUAGUUAUCAAUGCAAAAACUAAUUAAGGCAAAUGUUCAUAUUUGAA